AUGGAGGUCGACGAGGAAGAUUCAAGAAAAGGUGGCGAACCAGGAAGCGAGUCGGCUGCGACCGUCCAAAAGAAUGGGCUGGAGAAGAAUACAAGCUCAGAGUUGCUUGAUCGGACAGAAGAAGCUCAGCCAGUUCUCGUAAGGCCAUCUAGUCCGCACUCUAUCCUUCACCCACAACCAUCAUCUCCAAUGCCUCCAAAGUCCCCCGACACCUCUUCCCGUGCACUCAAUGUUACCGAUGCGCUAUCCUAUCUUGACGCCGUCAAGACUGAGUUUCAUAACCAGCCAGAGGUCUAUAAUAGGUUUCUCGACAUCAUGAAAGAUUUCAAGAGCCAAGUAAUCGACACACCUGGCGUCAUUCAGCGCGUUUCGCAACUUUUUCAGGGGAACCGUAUGCUCAUCCAAGGCUUCAACACCUUCUUGCCCAACGGCUAUCGUAUUGACGUCUCCCGUAACACAGAAGAGCCUUACACCAUAACUGUCACAACCCCACAAGGAACCCAAACAACUAACUCGAACUUUGUGGCCAGACGCGAGCCUACCCACUUUGCCCCCACACCUACCCUUCCUCCCAUUGCCGGGUCGUCGUCGCGGUCACGCACUCCCACCUACCAUCACCAAUCUCAAUUCGAACAUCCCGCUCCCCAGCUCCUGCCACCAGUCAAUGUUACAGCAUAUCCGCCUGCACAUAGCAGGACGUCUGAGAAAGCACAGCAGCCUCCGGGAGAAUUCAACCAUGCCAUGCAGUAUUUGAAUAAAAUAAAGGCUCGCUAUGCGGAUGACCCCGGCACUUACAAACAAUUCCUCGAUAUUCUUCAGCAAUACCAGAAAGAACAAAAGCAUCUACAUGAGUCCCAAGUUCACGUCCAGGUUCAGCAUCUGUUCAAGGAUGCGCCUGACCUUUUAGGUGAAUUCAAGGCUUUUUUACCGGAAAUCAGUGCCGGGCAAAACAUGGUUGUAUUCCCUCAACCGCCCUCUUUAUGGCCGCAGCCCGAUGUUCCAGAGAGAUCUAAGAAGUCUACGCAACCUCCUGCAAAGCGAAAAAAGAAAGCGGAGAAAGAUACUACUCCAGUCCCCCCAGCUAAGCCAGCUGCUCGACCAACGAAGAAAGCGAAGCACCACCACAAACCAGAGCCAGGCUCCCCUUCAUCUUUGACAUACGUUGGCCAUUCUCCCCCGCCCACUCAUAUGCCACCGCCAGCCAUGUCGCAACAACAAAUCCAACAACAGCCGCUACCUGCUGGUACCGACAAGCUGCUUUUCUUCGAUCGCGCUAAGAAAACAUUGGAGAAUCGCCAGAUGUACGACGAUUUCUUGAAACUUCUCAGUCUAUUCUCGAAGGAGGUGAUUGAUAUGAAGACUCUCAUUGCCCGGACUCAAGACGCAUUCUUGGGUGAUGGAGAGUUGAUGGACGAGUUCAAGGAACUUGUUGGGUGGGACGACCAGACCGAGGAAAAGGGCCCGCCUGGCAGCGUGCGAACCGGCCCGCCAGAGGCCUUAUCAGCUUUACCGAUGGGUGAUGGGGAAGGUCCGAGUUAUCGGAGACUACCAGAUAGCGAAGCCCGUCUCGCUUGUUCAGGGCGGGAUGAACUUUGUCGCUCAGUCCUGAAUGAUGAAUGGGUUUCACAUCCAACCUGGGCCUCGGAGGAUGCAGGAUUUGUUUCGCACAAGAAAAACUCAUUCGAAGAAGCUCUCCACAAGAGCGAAGACGAACGCCAUGAAUUUCACGUGCAGAUCACUGCCCUCGGUCGCACCAUCGCCCACUUUGAGCCACUUGCGCUUCGUAUUGAUGAAAUGUCAGGGGAUGAACGCGCCUCUUUUCGUCUCAAAUCAGAUUUUGGUGGGUCGGGGAAAUACUUAUAUCAUCGCAUUAUCAAGAAAAUCUACGGUCGUGAUGGCGGUAACGAAAUCAUAUCGGCGCUCCAAGACCAACCAGCUGUCACGGUUCCUCUUGUCCUUAUGCGGUUGAAACAGAAGGACGAGGAAUGGCGGCGGGCACAACGUGAAUGGUCUCGAACAUGGCGGGAGGUCGAUGCCAAAAACUUUUACAAGAGCCUCGACCACCAAGGAAUCAAUUUCAAGCAAAACGACAAGAAGAAUAUCACUGCUAAAUAUUUCGUCGCAGACAUCGAAGCCCAGAAAAGCUCACAAGAUCAAGGGUGGUCUGGCCCCAGCCCUGCCCCUCCCCAACUCGAGUUCACCUUUGCCGACAUCUCCGUUUUACACGAUGCCCUCAAGAUGGUUUAUUCGUUUUUAGACCACGCCGGUGCCCAGUAUAGUGCUCUCGAACGUCGUGGAAUGGAAACUUGGCUACGGAGAUUCGUACCAUUGCUCUGCCAGUUCCCUGCUGUUGAGUUUAAUGCAGCUUGUGGGCCCAUCGAAGGCAUGGUACCUGAUGACCCAGUUGAACCCCCGCGAAGUGGUCGCCGGUCUACUGGAAGCGCUUAUUCAGCCUCCAUUGGCGGCGUUCAUGCAGGUGAUCUGCGCAAGAAACUCCUCAAGACGGCUCAGGAAAAGAACGACCUGGCCGCUGUAUCCAGAGCCGAAUCGCCAGUGCCUCCAGACGACACCGAGACCUGGAUCAAAGAAACAACUCAUCUUGUCCCGGAACCAGUGAACGGACACUCUGUCUCUUCCAAAAGACCUUUCUUUGCGAACACUACGUUUUAUACGUUAUUCAGGCUACUUCAGUUGCUCUAUUCACGGCUCGAAAGUUGUAAGAUAAUUGGUGCAAGGCUGGCUGAUGAGCAGCAUAUGUCACUUCUGGCCAAUCCAGUCGCUGCCGCACUUGGACUGGACGAUCCUGCAGGGCCGCCUGUUGUUUUGGCCCAGACUGUUUUGCCAUUAGCCGCCAGCUUGCCUCCAGGCAGUUCUCAACCCGCGAAUGUUGUCUAUAUGUACCUUUUGCACGCUUGCGAAAAGGUAUUUGACAACGAUUUGGACCAACUCACCUUCGAAGAGCACAUGCGAUGGUUCUUCGGGGAAAAGGCAUAUCACCUCUUUACCUUGGACAAGGUAAUUGCCGCAUUGGUAAAACAAGUUCAACAAAUCAUUGGGGACAACAAGUGUCAAGAGUUGUGGACAUCACUGCAGAACGUGAAUGCUGUCGUAGCCGAUGGAAUUCCUAUGACCGAUACAGACAUCGUAAGGUAUCGAAGGGAGGCAGAACGCUACGUUGGCCAGGAUGACCACUUAUAUCGGAUGGAAUGGGUCCGCGAAACCAAGACUAUGCGUGUGUUCUUGGUCAGCAACGACGACCCCAGUGUCAAUGGUGGUGACAGGUGGCGAGAGUAUGUUUCGACCUAUGUUAUGCGUCACCCCACGGAAUGGAUACCGCUCCCACCGUCCGCAGAAGAAGAUGACGACCGAAUACCACCAACCACCAGUUUGUUCCUGAAGCGGACACGAAGCACUAGAGACGUAGAUCGUGCAACCCUAGUCGGAGAGUCGAUGUGUGUUCGGAUUCAGCAUCCAACUUACAAGAUUGUGUAUGAGGCUGGCACGGAAGAUGUCAUCUGGUCUUCAAGAGUCAGAGUGGAGUCACGUGUCAAUGUUGCGAUGGAGCGUAGAAGACAACUAUUAGCUGAGCGUUUUGCGUAG
Messenger RNA from Mycena indigotica, 3600 nucleotides. Its product is annotated as Histone deacetylase complex, SIN3 component. Bases 1 to 3600 code for a protein of 1199 amino acids. Gene Ontology annotation, molecular function: transcription corepressor activity. Lineage: Eukaryota; Fungi; Basidiomycota; Agaricomycetes; Agaricales; Mycenaceae. Gene Ontology annotation, biological process: negative regulation of transcription by RNA polymerase II. The record is from RefSeq and is a predicted model, not a curated record. Gene Ontology annotation, cellular component: chromatin; Sin3-type complex. The transcript has 9 exons.